AUGUGCGUGGAUGGGUGCAAGCAUGAAGAAACGAUGGCAAAUGUGCCAUUUCGCAACGCAGUCGGCUGCUUGAUGUACCUUAUGGUGGGUACACGCCCAGACCUUGCAGCUGCAGUGGGAGUGCUUAGCCAGUUCUCGGCAGACCCUUGUCCGACCCAUUGGCAAGCUCUUAAGCGGGUGUUACGUUACAUCCAAGGCACAAAGGAAUAUGUAAUCGAGUAUCAAGCAACAAACAAUGACAAACUGCACGGCUAUUCGGAUGCAGACUGGGCAGGCGAUGUGGAAUCUCGACGCAGCACGAGCGGGUACACGUUCAUAUUGAACAACGGGUGUGUAAGCUGGAGAAGUAAGAAACAGAGCACUGUGGCUCUUUCAUCUACGGAAGCAGAGUACAUGGCGUUGUCGGAAGCUGCACAAGAAGCAAUUUGGCUGAAGGCACUAUAA
Peronospora matthiolae is the source of this 444-nucleotide messenger RNA. The record is from the annotation of a GenBank genome assembly. NCBI's taxonomy places the organism in Eukaryota, Oomycota, Peronosporomycetes, Peronosporales, Peronosporaceae.